CUUGUGCACAGAGAGGUCUGUUGUAAGAAAGAUUUCUUUUUGACAAGCAGGAAAGAGUUUUAGUGACAGAUCAAAACAGGUGCUUGUGAACUGAACUCAUAAUGAGAGUUACUGUAAAACUCCUCGGAUUUGGUUUUUGGUUGCUUUACUUCGAUUUUGCGUGCUGUCAAGAAUGUCGUCGAGAUGACAUUAAAUUUACUAACACGGAAUCGGUUGCAAAAGCUUCAUACGCUGAUGGCGAAACAAUGAAAGUGAACUGCAUUACGGGUUUUACUGGCUUGUAUAAGUUAAAGUGUGAAAAAGGAGAAUGGAAGAAAUCCAUUCAACGACCAUGUGCAAAGAGAAAAUGCGGUCACCCAGGCGACCUACAACACGGUGAUUUUAAACUUGUGGAGGGGACGGAGUUUGUUUUUGGAGCAACGGUGGCUUAUUCUUGCCAGAAAGGGUAUGAAAUGACGAGCAGAAUCAAUCAGCGUACCUGCAGAGCUCAAGGAUGGGACAAUGCUGUUCCCAUCUGUGAGGUGGUAAAAUGUCCAGCCGUUUACACCGAAAAGGAUAUAACUGCGUCGGGGGACACAGAGGAGGGAAGUUACGGUGAUAUUAUUCACUUUGAGUGUGCAUCUCCUGAUAAAAUGCUAAAUGGAAGUAGUGAAAUUCACUGUGAAGAGACUGGAGAAUGGAGUGACGUUAUUCCAAAGUGCAUAGAAAUAACUUGCACAGCCCCUGUCAUAUCACAUGGAAAGGUUGUUGAGCCACGGCCGAAAUACCUGAAAAAUUCCAUAUUAAAAUACAAAUGCGAUCCAGGCUUCAAGGCCAAAGAGGGAAUCCCAAGAUGCGCUAAAUCUGGCUGGACUGUGAGCCCAGAAUGUGAUGAAAUAACUUGUGAGCUGAAGUCAACUUCAUUUGGAGUGCAAAAGAUCAACCCGAAGGGAAAAACAAUUUUCAGAGCCGGAGAAAGUGUGGAAAUCACCUGCUCUGAAGAAUACUUUAUCUUUGGUACAAAAGAAGCCAGCAGAUCUUUUACAUGUCGAUAUAAUGGCCAGUGGGACAAUAAGCCUGCUUGUGAAGAGAUUACAUGUGAAGAUCCACGCGACUGGCGUGUGUCUAAACCAUACUACUGGCAAAUUAAGAAAUUUGGAGAAAAACAGUCUUACCGUUGUGAGUCUAGAUAUCGUGAAACAGCAGAAGUGGCCACAUGUACACGAGACGGAUGGAAACCAAAACCACUGUGUGCUGAUAUUACAUGCACAGCUCCUGUCAUAUCAAAUGGAAAUGUUGUUGAGCCACGGCCAGAAUACCACAAAGAUGCCAUAUUAAAAUACAGAUGUGAUUCAGGUUCAAGCUCAGAACUCCCGGGCCAUGUUCUCAACUGUGUUGCCAAAGAGGCCAGUUUGGGACACGGGGACCUUGAGGAAUCAAACUUUGUAAGCGCUCACAUGUUGACCAGACACAGCCAUAGCCUAAUGGAUUGA
This is a messenger RNA of Puntigrus tetrazona (Sumatra barb), 1472 nucleotides long. RefSeq names its product complement factor H-like. NCBI's taxonomy places the organism in Eukaryota, Metazoa, Chordata, Actinopteri, Cypriniformes, Cyprinidae. The record is from RefSeq and is a predicted model, not a curated record. The transcript has 10 exons. Bases 102 to 1472 code for a protein of 456 amino acids.